UCGAAACGCUUCCCCGCACGACCCCACUCGCGUAGUAAAGCACACGACGCUACUCCCAGCUCACACUCACACCCUACGAUACCAUACCUCGCCUGUGCUGCUGUUCGAACAUGGCCACCUCGACACUCUCGCCCUCAUCCCUCCACCCCGUGCUACGCGUCACCUUCCCUUCGGGCUUCUUCUCCGCCGGCCCUUCUUCGACAUGCGAUCCCUACCUCCUCCUCUCCCUCCCACCAGCCCUCUUCCUAGAUCCAUGGCAAGAGCCUAUCCAUCCUGUUCUACAAGCACAACUUCUCACUCAAAAUCAAAUUCAGAGUACUGAUGGCAAAGUGUCCUCAAGAGCAGCAGGGAUUCGGAUAGAGCAAGUGGACUUCCUCUCUGCUGGCUAUCCUUCGCAGGUAGAGCUAGAAAAGGCAGUGGGAUGGACAGGCGCCAGCGCUAGUAGUGGUGGAGCAGCGUACAGCGGACGUGCGGUGUGGCAGGGAAAGGACGAGCGGACUAGGUUACUUCGAAGCUCCAGCAGGGGCGAAGAAGAGGGGUCGAACUCGGCUGGCGGCAGCAAGAAGGCGGCCAAUAGAGAGAGGGAAGCAGUCCUGCUGCGUUUUUCCUCCUCUCCCUCCUCUGCAGGUUCAUCAAAGCAGAAGCUCCGACUACCCCUGCACGCUCGCUAUCUUCCCCCAGUCGACUCUUCUCAAGCAAGUCUGACAUCGCGUCUGCUGAGUCCGCAUGGUAGUGGGAAUUACAUCGAGGUAGCCAUCGAGGGGCUAGAGGUCUUCUGGGCUUGCACGGCAGGGAGCGCGCCUCAAGAGCUUGAGGAGGAGCAGGAGUGGGAGCGCCUAGCUCGCCCCUCGUCUCUUCUCCCCAUGACACAGGCGGUCAUUUGGAUAGUGGCAAUUUGGAUACUGGCUAGGGUGCGGUCGCUGUGAUGCAAGAGGUAGGGACGAACAGGCCAGGUCUGGGUAUACGAAUUCCUGAUUGUAGUUGUACGAUA
Microstroma glucosiphilum is the source of this 991-nucleotide messenger RNA. RefSeq lists its product as hypothetical. Lineage: Eukaryota; Fungi; Basidiomycota; Exobasidiomycetes; Microstromatales; Microstromataceae. The transcript is spliced from 3 exons. The record is from RefSeq and is a predicted model, not a curated record. The coding region runs from base 111 to 926 and encodes 271 amino acids.